AUGUUGAAAGGUGACAGAAUCAACGUGGCGGCUCUCUAUGUCAGACCUAAAGGCAUAGAGGAGAUAUCCGACAUGGUGGAAAAAUUGAUCAACUGUCUCCAGCUGAUCCCCGAGUCGGGCUUGACAGUCUCAGCCGGCGACCUGAACGCAAGAGUGGACAGUCCUGAGAUCCUCAGAGGCUGUGCGCUUACCCCGUCCCCGAAGAAAAGCGGGAGAUCCUGGUGGAAGCCGGCCUGUUCAGAGGCGAAAAAAGCCCUAACGUCGGUAAGAACCGCGAUCCCCCUCUACCCGAACCUGGAGUUCCUCCUGCCCCCGCUGAAGACGAGCUACAGCAGAUGCCUUCGCGCCGCCAAGCUUGACCACGACAAACGGCCGGGAAUGCAACGACUCUUGAAAGCCGCACGAUCCCCGUACGUCUGUCUGAGACACUUUCGACCUCAGAGAACAGUCUGUCCCAUCGACGUAUCAAGCUUGCAACGGCAUUUCGGAAACAUGUUCGCGUCGACAGACACAACGCCACAGACCCUCCCAAUAGUCAAUUCGGUUUGGAGCGAGGUGGAUCUCGAAUGGCGGAAAACUCUCGACGAAGAUUUCAACAUUGCUGAGGUGCACAACAUCAUUUGCUCGCUUCCCUCGAACAAGGUCUGUGGCGAGGACGAGAUCUUCAAUGAGCACCUCAAAACUGCCACCGUUCUAACACCGAUCUGGACAGGGCUAUUCAACAAGUGUCUCGCGCAAAGUGCAAUUCCAAACAAGUGGUCUUCAUGCAUCAUGAUUCUCAUAGCGAUAAACAAAAGCCGAAAGAGUCUUGUAACUGUUCAAAGUAAAGCGGAGGAAAUCGAAUUCGAGAUGAUCUUCAUUUAUUCUUCAAACCUCGAACAAACGAGGGUACCGGUACGUGAGCUGGAGGGAGUCGAUGAAGACAUGAAUUUCAUAGCGCGAAUCCGAGUUGAGAAAGAGGUGGGGAGAAUAUCCCGUUGGCGUCGAGGUAGCGAGCUCUACAUGGAUCAUGUCGACGUUAUUUCGGAAUGGAUCGGGUCCUUGAUGAACGUCCGAGAAUCGUCGGACAUCACGCUCAUCGUCGAAGGAGACGCUUUCGUUGCGCACAAGAUCAUGCUCGCUUCAUCCUGUGAAUACUUCAGGGGUCGCUGUAGACUCAUCGAUUGUCCUCCUCAGAAAAAAGUUGAGGGCUUCUCUCUCUUCUUGCGUCGCGUGAGAGUUCCGAGAGCGGUGAUCGACAGUGUAUGCCGUCGAGUUUGCAAUACUGUAACGAGUGAAGCCGUUACCACCGGGAGUUUCCAAAAGACCCGGAAGUGUCUUCUCGCCGGUCUCUCACGAUCGAUAAUGGCGGAAGAAUCGAAAGCAAAGCUUCUGGAGGGAGCAGCGAGCAAGAAGUCCGGAAUCGAUCAUGUCUACGAUCUCUCGAAACGCAUCGGAUCCAUUUUGUCGGACAAGGAUUCCUCGGAUAUUACUCUCGUGGUUGAGGGGGAAGCUAUAUACGCUCACAAGAUCAUUCUCGCUGCAUCAUGUGAUUACUUCAGGGCGCUUCUUCAAGGAGGAAUGAUGGAGUCGGACCAGGAAGAGGUCGAGCUGAAGGACGUCCCAGCCCGAGGGUUCAAAGCGGUGCUCAAGUACAUCUACACCGCGCAGUUGGAAUUGAAAUCAAUGGAUGUUGAGACGAUUCUGGAAGUUCUCUCCCUGGCAGAUCUCUAUGGACUUGAGAAGAUGCGAACAUCACUCUGCGAGUAUCUCGAGGAAACUAUGUCCGCUGACAAUGUCUUGCUAAUCUGCGAGUCAAUUGAGCCGCUCAGCUUCAAGCACCUGCAUGAAGUUUGUGUCCAUUUCAUGGAUCAAGUCCCACAGGCAGUUCUCGAGAGCGAGGCUUUCAGUACUUCUCGUGCGCGUACUUUGAGUCGAAUUCUAUCGCGUGAUUCUUUCUGCGCGGAGGAGAUCGAGAUCUUUAGGGCUGUGACUCGUUGGUGCAAGCAAAAUCCUGACCCAGAAGACCAGGCCGAAGUGCUGGGUAUGCUUCGACUACCACUCAUCCCGACGAAAAGUCUUCUCACUGAGGUCAAGAGCUCGGGUGUGAUAACGACGGAUCGAUUGAUCGAAGCCAUCCAGAUGCGGGAGUGUCAUUCAGCAGAUCUGCCUCUCAGGGGCGUCCUGACACAAGGACAGAAUCUCGCCACCAAAGAAAACGGGGCGAAGAGGCUCAUUAUCGUAGAGGACGAUUUCGAAGUUUUCGCUUCCCCGGAGGCCAACCUUCGCUAUCGCAGCGGAGAUACGUUGGUCAAUGACUUUAGUACGUAUCUGCCGGUCAAAGAGGCGUUCACAGUUGCGCUCAGCAAAGCGUUCUUCGUCGACUAUAUCUCGUUCCGAAUGCGUCAUGAAAGCUCGGCGAGUUUCGGGUACCACGUCGAGGUCUCGGUCGACCUCGUGAAUUGGAUCCGUGUCUUCGAUCAACCCGAAUUAGUCUGUCGCUCUCUCCAAAGACUUCACUUCAAGCCGAGAGUCGCUCGCUUCAUUCGACUCCUCUGCCACGAGCUCCCGGGGCAUCAAAUCGGUUAUUUGUCCGAAUUCGAAGCGUCUUAUACUGGGCGAGAUUGGAAUUCUUGCAAAGGGUACUACGCUCCUUCGGAGAAUGUCGCCACAGUGAGCUUGGGAGCUGCUGUCGUACAAUGCUGGAGUGGCACCGAUGAGAUGAUAGCAGGCGAGUCCAACUACAGGCUUGCGGGAACAGGUUGGACCGAGCAUCAAAUAGGUGGCGAGCCGAUCAUCGUUCAGUUGUCGCAGCCGUAUGCCGUGAAUUCCAUCAGUAUGGUCCUGCCAAGAGAAAAUUCGCAUGAUUUUUCCUACUUCGUCGACGUUUCUUCCGAUCGCAAAGAAUGGACUCGUGUGAUUGAUCGCUCCCAGGAUCGUUGUAAAUCCUUGCAGAGAUUGAAAUUCGCUACAGUUCCCGUCAGCUUCAUCAAAAUAUGGGGUACAGCAUCUUCUGGCAGCAAGAAUUUUUCCUGUAGUGAAUUCAAGUGCUGGGCUGAAAAGGAUGAGGCUAUCCCGAAGGAAACAGAACAGAGCAAUGGUCAGCCAACAGAAGCAAAGAAAAGCGGGAGAUCCUGGUGGAAUCCGGCCUGUUCAGAGGCGAAAAAAGCCCUAACGUCAGUAAGAACCGCGAUCCCCCUCUACCCGAACCUGGAGUUCCUCCUGCCCCCGCUGAAGACGAGCUACAGCAGAUGCCUUCGCGCCGCCAAGCUUGACCACGACAAACGGCAGGAAAUGCAACGACUCUUGAAAGCCGCACGAUCCCCGUACGUCUGUCUGAGACACUUUCGACCUCAGAGAACAGUCUGUCCCAUCGACGUAUCAAGCUUGCAAAGGCAUUUCGGAAACAUGUUCGCGUCGACAGACACAACGCCACAGACCCUCCCAAUAGUUAGUUCGGUUUGGAGCGAGGAGGAUCUCGAAUGGCGGAAAAUUCUCGACGAAGAUUUCAACAUUGCUGAGGUGCACAACAUCAUUUGCUCGCUUCCCUCGAACAAGGCCUGUGGCGAGGACGAGAUCUUCAAUGAGCACCUCAGAACUGCCACCGUUCUAACACCGAUCUGGACAGGGCUAUUCAACAAGUGUCUCGCGCAAAGUGCAAUUCCAAACAAGUGGUCUUCAUGCAUUAUGAUUCUCAUAGCGAAAAGCUAA
This is a messenger RNA of Galendromus occidentalis (western predatory mite), 3690 nucleotides long. RefSeq lists its product as uncharacterized. Lineage: Eukaryota; Metazoa; Arthropoda; Arachnida; Mesostigmata; Phytoseiidae. The coding region runs from base 1 to 3690 and encodes 1229 amino acids. The transcript has 9 exons. The record is from RefSeq and is a predicted model, not a curated record.